Molecule: messenger RNA, 6423 nt
Organism: Dendroctonus ponderosae (mountain pine beetle)
Lineage: Eukaryota; Metazoa; Arthropoda; Insecta; Coleoptera; Curculionidae
Product: anaphase-promoting complex subunit 1
Exons: 30
Coding region: 260-6295 (2011 amino acids)
Biological process (GO): protein K11-linked ubiquitination; metaphase/anaphase transition of mitotic cell cycle; anaphase-promoting complex-dependent catabolic process
Cellular component (GO): anaphase-promoting complex
Molecular function (GO): molecular adaptor activity
Source: RefSeq, a predicted model, not a curated record
UUGUUUACGAUUGUCCACUGUCAUUUUAACCUUCAAAACAUAUUUCUGGGCUCAGCUCACCGCUUAAUUUGGCUUCAAUCCCAAUUUUAUUUAAAAACUAACGUAUUUUUUAACAACAAUUAACUAAACAACUUUUUUUUGAUCUACUUCAAGCCCCUGGUAACAGUGGCCUUCCACUCGAAGCGUUGUUUCUGUUCAGUUGGGCGGUUUUUUGCCGGACUUUCUUUUCCUAGCAAAUCUGGAUGAUAAAUUGGAAAACAUGAUAGCUGCCUCAGACCCAUUGGAGUUCAUUCCCUGUGGUCGGCAGCAAGUUGCUCGUCACCCAGGGCCGGUAGAAACAAUCUCUAAACAUACAGACUUCGAAGACUAUCUGCGAAAUGGUAUGGAAAAGGUGUCCCUUUCCGAAGAUGGGACCAAGGAAUUUUGGAGUUUGAGUAAGGCCAAAGAUGACCAAUUUCUGCCCAUUGUCGACAAUGAAGAAGUGCCCGCACUGAAAUUGAAUAAAACUUGUAAAAGUAACACAUUUUCGUCAGUUUCUAAACACCAGAUGCUUAGUGGUGUCUUAUUGGAAGAAACUACUAGUUUUAAAACGACAGAGAGUAGCCUCUAUCAAAAGAUUACGAGUAAAAGAUCUUUGGAUGCCAGCGUUAGAUUUCCUAAUAAACGAUUCUCUUCUGGAACGAUGGAUAAGAGGAAUGAUUCGAAAUAUAGUGAAGAUUUCAGCAAAAGCCGGGGUAACUCUGUGAGUCCUGAGCCUUCGAGCCCACACACUCCCAUUAAUCGUGUUGCUAUAGAAGAUGAGCUUUAUGUAAAAGGGCAAAUCGCAGUGUGGUCUCGAGGAGUUUUGAGUGAUAAUGAACAUGAUAAUGGAAGGAAGGUGAUAUGUUGCUACUCAAUUCCACUACCGAUAAAACAAGCUUUGUGGGCAACUUUCUAUUGCGAAAGGCCGACUUUUGAGCCGAAUUUAACAGAUUUAUAUUCCAAGAUAGAUAAACCAUGCGGGGUACCAAAUCCUGCAGUAUGUAUUAUAGACUCGCACCAUGUGAGAGUGUUUAUUGUGAAAGGCGAACAUUUUGUAAUACCAAUGCCGUUUCCUAUAGAGAAAGUAUGGAGUUCAAAGUUCGGUAUUUUAAUUGAAAAAGGGCUCGAUAAUGCAAAUUAUAAUGAAAACAGUUCAGCAGAUAAUUCUGGAACUUUAUUCUCAUUAGCCUAUCCUCUUGACGAUGUAUGUCCAGUGGCAGUUUCUCGAAAUUCGGCAAUUACGAAAUUAACCAGUACAAAUUAUAAAGUGGUUUAUACUAGUGAGAAUCCGAGUAUCUGUUUGAUAUUCGAUAAACAGACCAAAGAACACAGCGUUUAUAAAAUUCGCAAAGUGAAAUGCGACGAACGGGAUUAUGGGGACAAUCAGAGUGGUUGUCACAGUGUAGCGUUCAAUUCAAAUCGCCUUAAAAGUAAAUUAUCCAUGUGGGAAAAUCUUAUGACAAGUGGUAGUAUAGUUACUCCUAGUCCUAUUAGCACAAAUAAGCAGGCUUCGAGUGAUAAACAUUUGAAUACUCACAAAUCAAAGUCAUUCAGUUCAAUGGCUACAAUAAGUCGUUGUCAGUCACCUGGAAAUAUGGACAUGGACAGUCCAUGGGUAAAUCAAUCUUCCAAAAAGAGUAUUAUAAAUAGAAGUACAACGCAAAACCCAGAUAGUUUAUUGUCGAAAUCAUACUUCAAUUCUUCAAAAUGUAUGUCUCAUUUAAGAUCGAACCCUAAUAUAUGUUUGGAGUAUUUAUGGACUGAUACUUAUUCAGUACAGGAUACUCUUACAGGUUCGCCCGCUACCACAGUAUUUCUCACGGAAGAUUUCGUUGGCCAGUGGUAUCUGUGCUAUGUAUUACCUUCGCGGUUUCAACUUUCAAUCGUAAAGAUCGACUUUUCAGGCUCACAUAUAAGUUUUGGCGUUUUAACGAGUAUCAGUGCAAAGGAUGCCAUUGAACUUCCGCAAUUACAUAUGUUGGCCAUUUUGGAGCACAAUGGAAACGUUACGCUUUACUCGGGGCUUACUAUGGUAGGAAAAUUGCACAUAAAUGGAACGUUAUUGCAACAUACUCCUAUGCCGCCCGCUGGUAGACAAAACGAGGUAUCACCCUUUCCUCGACGCAGUAGUCUGCUGCCAAUGUCAAGACAAGCGGAACCAAAAUUCGAUGAGCAUCUUUUAUCCCCAGUUUUACCAUCAUAUUCACAAAAUCAAGAGUAUAUUUUACCAGCCGGUGGACAUCCAACGCCAUUGCGAUAUAGAUUUCAAGAUCGUGCAGGAAAGAAAGCCGUUCUUGUGGGCCUUAUAGAUUCCGUUGAAAACCGCUUGACUCUGAAAUACUCCAAUGGAACUUUCUAUAGAAUUACACUGUCCGUUAUUACAUAUUCUGAAUUAAUCGAGUGUUGUCUAGUGGCUCUUAAACAAUGUUUACCUAGAGAUGCUGCUCUGGUUUUAGCGUGUAGGUGGUACUCUGCUCGACACGUAAUUGGUUCUGAGGAUCUAGACACUACUCAGGAAUGGGACAUUUUUACCAGUAUUUUGUUUGAAUUACUUGGUUAUGAAGAUGACCAAAUAUGCGAUAAACCAGAAAUCCCCGCCGUAAAACGACAGAAAACGUCGCCCUCCAGCGCAGUCGAAGAUUGGUCCAAUUUAUUGAGCUCAGAUAUUGAAGUGCGAGACAUUAUUUGUGAAAUGUUUAAUUUACAAGUAUCGCCAAUCGUCGACAAACCGCCCAGUUCGAAUACCUCAAAAAUAUCUGUUAAUCCGAAAGGAAUUUUAUUUCCUCAUCUUCGGAAUAUUCACUUCACUUUGCACCUUCUCUAUGAAGACUUUAAACUCAAUAACUUAUAUGGUCAGUGCGUGCUUCCUUUGGCAAAGCUUUUAAGCCAAAUAUCCAUCAACUUGGGACUAAGAGAUUAUACAUUGCACUAUUGGAAGGAUUUCCCAAAAUAUGUAGCGGUGAAAGGUCCAAAAAUUGACGAAGCUCUAUUCAAAUGUUUUAACGUAUGGCAAGGCAUAAGCGAGAAACCUGUAAGUGUUAUGGCUCAUAUAUACAAAUUGUUAAAAGGCCACAAUUUGUUACCUUAUCCACAUUUCAUGAAUGUAAAUGGAAGAUCUCGGGAUAUUGUUCAAUUAUGUGGGGUUCUUUCCCAAUCAAACCGGGACGGAUCAUCGGAAAUCUUACUCGAUAGUUUCAUAAGGGAACUUGCUCAGCCCAUGCAGGACUCGUCUCACGUAAAGCAUCAGAAAAGCAAUACGGUAGAUUGUAGUCUCAACGAACAGGUUGCUUUACUUAUGGUUGAUAUGAAAAUUGAUACAAAAUAUAUCGAGACGCUCCCAAUCGGCAUAUAUUACUUGUUUUACAAUACUCUAUGGAGAUGUAGAGAGAAUCCUCCAACUGAUUGGCCGUCAGAAGCUUACCGUUUAAUUUGGCGAGAUGAUUUAGUUGCACAAGCUGGGAGAGUUGCAAUGGAGAAUCACAAAGUGUUGAAAGCAAAAAUAGAUUUCUGUUUUCAAUUGCAAGAAACAAUUCCUAAUACUACUAAGGAAAUCCCUCAUAUAGAUGGCAUGGAAGACAUUGAUUGUAACUUAACCAGGAUGAUCUUCCGCGAAGACAUUCGGAUCAUGGAUGCCAGAAAAAUGUUAGAUAGUUCUCAGCCAGUCACGAUAAAUUUAACGCAACGACCAGACGUCUCCGAUCAUGAUUUUAUCGAGGAAGAAGAAAAACAUUUAUAUGGAAUUUGUAUCAGAACAUUGGCUCUGCCUAUGGGAAGGGGCAUGCUAACAUUGCGCACAGCCACUCCAAUUAUAACAGAACCUUUGGCGGCUCCUGUUCUUUGCUUAACUGGCAAAGCUCCUGCCAAAGGAAACACCGUGAAGCUCAGCCACAUUGAUACACCGGCAAAUAUGAAUUUGUGGCCGUUGUUUCAUAAUGGAGUUGCUAACGGCCUUCGAAUAACUCCCGAUGCCCAAAACAUCGAUAGCACAUGGAUUAUUUUCAAUAAACCGAAAAGUGGGGCAGAUGCUCAGAUGGAACAUGCGGGAUUUUUAAUGGCAUUAGGACUCAAUGGACACCUAAAGAACUUAGUGGUAAUGAGUACUUUUGAAUACAUAGAAAAUUCGCAUGAAAUGACCAGCGUUGGAGUAUUAUUGGGACUUUCGGCAGCUUUCCGAGGAACUUGCAAUCACUACCUUUCCACGCUUCUCGCAAUACAUGUAGAAGCGUUAUUACCUCCAACCACUAUGGAACUAGAUAUUUCUCAAAAUUUGCAAGUUGCUGGAUUAUUAGGUUUGGGGCUUUUAUACCAACGCAGCGCACAUAGACACAUGACAGAGGUUUUAUUGGCUGAAAUUGGUAGACCACCAGGACCAGAAAUGGAAAAUAGCGUUGAUAGAGAAUCAUACUCGUUAGCCGCUGGUUUAGCUUUAGGACUGGUGAUGCUAAAGCAUGGCGAUCAACCAAAAGGAAUGUCUGAUUUAAGUGUAUCAGACACGUUGCAUUAUUAUAUGGUCGGCGGUAAUAAACGACCUGUAACAGGAUCACAAAAGGAUAAAUAUAAAACGCCAUCGUUCCAAAUCCGAGAAGGUUCCUCGGUUAAUCUAGAUUUAACCGCUCCUGGGUCUACUUUGGCGCUUGGGUUAAUGUAUCUGGGAACUGGGAAUAAGGCUGUAGCUGAUUGGAUGGCUCCUCCAGCAACUCAAUAUCUUUUGGACUCGGUCAGGCCCGACUUUUUAAUGUUACGGAUUUUAUCCAGAUCUCUUAUAUUGUGGGACCACAUUGAACCAUCAAAGGAAUGGGUAAUUGAUCAAGUGCCAAGCUCAAUUCGUCCUUACUGCAUGGUCACUCCUACAAAUACAGACGACACAGACUAUGAGUCUAUGAAUCAAGCUUAUUGCAAUAUAAUAGCUGGAGCCUGUUUCGGAUUGGGUUUAAAGUUUGCUGGAUCAGCUGACCAAGAUGCUUUCGAAACUCUGUUAUAUUUCUGCCACAUGUUCAGUUCACUAGCUGGAAAGUCAAUAGCUGAGUUAGCGGGGAAGCCGACUAUAGAAACCUGUUUAAAUGUUCUAUUGCUUAGUGCGUCGAUGGUGAUGGCUGGGACUGGCAAUCUAGAAAUAAUGCGAUUGGUGCGGCAUUUACGAUGUCGCAUAGGAAUACCAAAUAGUGCAAUUGUAACUUAUGGCUCUCAUUUAGCCCUUCACACGGCAUUGGGCCUUUUAUUUCUGGGGGGUGGGAGAUACACUUUGAGCAACUCACCUGCGAAUGUUGCCGCUCUCAUAUGUGCCUUUUAUCCAAAGUUUCCUACCCAUAGUAACGACAACAGGUAUCAUUUUCAAGCUUUUAGACACUUGUACGUUUUGGCAGUUGAGCCGCGACUAGUCAUACCUAAAGAUGUGAUCUCAGGCAAAAUUUGUUAUGCUGCAUUGAGAUUAGUUAAAUUAGAUGGUAAAGAACUAACUGUUAAGGGACCGGGACUUAUACCAGACGUAAACUCCUUAAGGAAAGUCAUAGUCGAUGACAAACGAUAUUGGCCGGUAGUAUUUGAAAGAGGACGGAACUGGGAUCGGUUAAAUAAAAUUUUAUCGACUACCGGUUGCAUAGAAGUAAAGCAACGCGCUGGAUGUCUAAGCUACUUAAAAGAUAAAUUUGGAUAUCAAAGCGAUUUGGCACGGACUCUAACAAAUUCCACGAUAGUGCCUUGGGAUCCUUCGUUUUCCUCUAUAAUUCAGUUUUCAUCGGACGAAUCGGUAAAGCAGUUUUGCGAAACAGUGCUGCAUUUUGAAAAUGCUAAUGCAAAUCCUUCUGAGCAAAAAUUCGUUCAAUUGUUGACUACAUCAGCGUAUGAUGCGGUGGUUAAGGAUAAACAUAUGGUUAUUGCUAUUACAAUAUCGUUAUUACAGAUUAUUUUAAAUUUUGAUUGCCAACUAAAUACACUUGGCUUGUGGCAAUUAAAAAUUAUAAUACAGCAAGUCCUUUCACGUCAAUCAAUUCCAAAUAUAUUAUCGAAAGAAAUUAUUUUGGCAAUGCAACAAGAACUGAUGGGAAAAUUGGAAUCUUAUGAAGAUAGUUUAAAACCGAAUCUUCAGCUGUAUUUAACAGGUGGUGAUUUUGACCCCACUCUCACUCAAAUGGCCUCUUUUAUCACAUAUUUGGACUUACCCAGUGAUCUGCCUCGAAGGUUAAAAACAAUGAAUAUCUUAGAACAUGCCAUACAUUUGAAAAGUCAAGGUUUUAGUACGAAUCUGAUCUCUAAAAUGAUCAAGAUAUUAGAAUAAACAUAGCGUUUUAAGCUAAAAGAAUUGUUCCUUCUUGAAUUUAAAGAAAUUGUUAAUUAUUAUGAUUUUUUUUUAAAUAUUGGUGUAUAUUAUUUGGAAAAUAAACUGUUGUAUGCCGUUUGCUAAUA